This is a messenger RNA of Silurus meridionalis, 3366 nucleotides long. RefSeq names its product protein FAM222A. The coding region runs from base 757 to 2097 and encodes 446 amino acids. The record is from RefSeq and is a predicted model, not a curated record. The transcript has 3 exons. NCBI's taxonomy places the organism in Eukaryota, Metazoa, Chordata, Actinopteri, Siluriformes, Siluridae.
GAUUGUCAGGCAUGGAGCAGAGCGGAGCAGUGCGGUGCGGGUGCGCUCUCAGCUCGGACACACAAACAGACCUGAAUUAAAGGGCCGCGACUUCACCGCUUAAUUUCAUCGGAACUGAUCGAAUUGAACUUUGCAACUCUUUUUGUAUAAAAAAAUAAUAAUUGAGUUUUUUUCCCUCGGUGUAACAGGAGCCGUGUUCUACACUCAUGUAUGAUCGAUUCCCUGCUGCUGUUAGCCUUCUCAGCUAGGGUAGAUUAGCGACAUCCAGUUUUUUCUGUCGUUUGUGUUCUUGAAAGAGUUCUCGUGUACCUUGAGAUUUGUAUUUAUUCAUUUUACAGCAGGUGCUUUUUUUUAUUUAUUAUUCCGGAGUCCGAUAUGCGGCACGUACCGGAGCCGCUUCGCCGCAACCGGAACAACGAAGCUGGAGAUGAAAUCGCUCAGCACUGAUUCGACCGCUUUCAGGAGAGACCACAGCAGAUUCUGGGUUUAAACCCCAGCGUCAUUUUUGCUUCGGACCAAAUUCAAUCAAGCAGUUGGAUAACGUGUUUGUUUUUUAAGCAAAGAGACUGCACGGAGAGACAGAGAGAGAGACAGAGAGACAGGGGGACAGCAACCCGCGGUGUUCCAGAUCCCGAGCGAGGCGACAGGCAUGGUAUCUCAGGGAAUAAGGCUUGCCUGGAUCUAAGGAAACGCACCAAGGCUUCCAUUGAUGAUUCCUCGAGGCUUCUCGCUACCGUAGAGCCUAAAAGCUUCAUCAUGCUGGCGUGCCUGCCGAGAAGACAGAACCAACCCGCCCAGCACCCGGCGUGUGCUGCCAAGAUCCUGGACGCUCCCGUCAGCCUGAAAAGUGAUCUGAGCUCAAUGCAGUCUCCACGGUACCCCUCCACUGCUGAGCUGGACGCCUACGCACAGAAGACGGCAGAUAGUCCGCUGUCUAUCAAGAUCUUCCCGUCCAAUAUCAGGGUUCCACAACACAAACAAAUUAGCCGGACUGUGAAUGGCUUGGACACGACAGGCCAACGCUUCAGCCCUUACUCUCAGCCCUACUCUACUGGCUACCAGGGCUUGCUGGCCAUUGUCAAAGUCCCCACUGUGAACAAAGGCAUAGUAAAGAGCUCUGAUGGCAAGCGGACUAAAUUGUCACCAAUUCAGAUGGCUGUGGCACCUUAUGCACCACCUAGCAACAACAACUUGGCCCACAGGCACAGGCAGAGGCCAUACAGCUUGGAGAUUUGCAAACCUCCUGAGGUGCACAAUGUGGCAGUGCCACCCAAUGUUGUGGUACCCGUUUCUGCUACAUCCCUCUCUAGUGGGCAAAGCUUGGCUCUUGUUUCUCACUCAGACCAUGCAUCCCUUGGCAUGGUGAGACAAAUGGCUAGGACAUCCCAUGCCCAAGGGAUUCAGGCAUCUGUUGAAGAUCAUUCCAGCCCAUCUCAUCAAGCAGCCACAGCCUGCUUGGAUUCCAGUUUCAGCAUGGACAUGGCCAAGACUACAAGCUACAUGGACACUAUGGAAUAUGCGAUAUGGCAGUCCAAGCAGCAGAGACAUCAACAGCAGAAGCAACACUAUCAGCAGGGUCCAUUACACAGGUACAGUGCCAACAACAGCAGCAGAGCUACUAUUAGCAGGUCUCCGGAAGUAUGCCUGCCCGCAGGUACCACUCAGAUCCCAUACAGGGCUCAUGCACUCAGCACAAGCAGCUGCGUAACGGGUGUGGCACUGGACCGAGUGGGCUCGUCACCUUUGAACUGCACUGCCACACAUGGUGAUUUCUCUACUGGUCAGUUCUUCGCACCUCAUUGGAACAGCACGCUUGCUACACCUGACUGUUAUAAUCCACAGGAGUUACCCCAAGGUUCGGUGGGGCUCGGCCACAGCCAUUGCCGGCCUCAGCGCCAAGCCCACUGUGUGCCACAGCAGUACCCAGGUCUCGGCAUGUGCUGCGGGCUGUGUCAUGCCUCCCUUCUCAGCAGCAGCCUACAGUCUCUGGAGUGCCUGAUCAGCGAGAUCCACCCACCCUGCAUCAAAGAGCGCAUGCUGGGCCGAGGGUACGAGGCCGCUCAGCCUGCACACAUCCAACUGCCUGUGUUCAGAUAGGGGGCAUCAAGUUCAACUUCAAGAAAAUCCAAGGUGGACUGAGGAUUUGGUGAUGAGCCAUAGAUUGGCUAUUUGGCAUGCCUAUUGUGGAUGUGUCUUUGGUAUAGGGCUCAGUGGGUUUUUGCAAAGUUUAGAAAGGUACCACUGAUUCUCGGAGUAGCUGGACUGACUUCACGUACUUCAAUAAGUACUCAUAUUCCACAACUUUGCAGCAACAGGGAUUUUGUGGCACCGUGCCAUUACGUCUCAUCCAAAUGAUCUGAAUGGAAUUGUUUCAGAUUAGCUGCCAAAUUCACAACAGGAAGCAAACUGCCCACUAUUGCAGGACAUUGAAACUGCAGGUCUGUUUACUCCAAAAUCUAUAACUAAACUGAUGAUAUAUGUUUAGUGUACUCUGGUUGGCAGAAAUUUGUAUAGCCCUGCUAGUACUAAAUCAUAAUAGUUAUGAUUUUUCUAAUUGCACUGUUAUAAAAACCUAUUAAAAUGACUCUGGCAUGGGUUGGUUCUGAGAACAUUUCAUUUUAAAACAAAACUUGAAUAUUUUUUUUUCUUUCUGUAUUAUGUUUGUGUCUAUCAGUAGACAGGCAUAUUUAUAAGAUUCUUUAUUCUAGUCUUUUCAUCUUUGUUUGUGACCAAUGCUGAUUAUAAUUUUUUUGUUUGAAUUGUUUUGUUUAUAACAACAUUGUUUAUAAUUUUUCUCUGUUUCUGGCGAGCUGAUCUGGUUGAUCGUUGUCUACUGUAGCCAGUCCAUUGUUUCUUUUUUCUUUUUCUCUUUCUUUUUUUAUGGCAUUUAUGAAUCUAAGAAACAGACUGGAAGCAUACACUACUGAGCUGGCUCCAUCAGCGACCAGAUGUGAAGCCACACAUUUAACUGUGACUAAGUCUUAAGAGUUUCGACUGCAUUUCAUUGUCAGUGUUCUACAUAUUUUAUUCAUUAUUUAUUGAUAUUUGAUUUUCUGUACCAUGUUAGAAGACACUACAAGGGUAUCUGAAUUUUGGAUAAAAAGAAGUGUGGGGAGGGGAGAAGGAGAGACAUUUAGAUUUUUGUUUUCUUUCAUCCAUUUGAAUGAAAUAGCUUGAAGCAGCAUUGGGGUAAAAUGGCACACAAUGGGCUAGAUGUUUUAAAAAGUGCAAUUAUAAUGUUGGCAGAUUAGCCCUUUCCCUACGUUAUGCUUCACUGACUAUUUACUACUGUAUGUAUGACUGUCUGGAACCCCUUCCACAAUUAAGAUUGUCAAAUAAAAUCUAAUUUAGGGAUGUUUUUUAAAA